This is a messenger RNA of Penicillium atrosanguineum, 957 nucleotides long. RefSeq names its product flavin adenine dinucleotide pyrophosphatase. The transcript has 2 exons. Bases 1 to 957 code for a protein of 318 amino acids. Lineage: Eukaryota; Fungi; Ascomycota; Eurotiomycetes; Eurotiales; Aspergillaceae. The record is from RefSeq and is a predicted model, not a curated record.
AUGACAUCAGCCCACCCGAACUUCACCAAACCCAUCCACACGGCAGCCUGCCUGAUCAUCGGAGAUGAGGUCCUCGGCGGAAAGACAAUCGACACCAAUUCGUCCUUCCUAGCCAAGUUCUGCUUUGGCCUCGGCAUCCAGCUGAAGCGCGUGGAAGUCAUUCCCGACGAUGAAGAGGAUAUCAUGGAAGCCGUGCGCCGCAUGAGCGCCCGCUACGACUUCGUCGUCACCAGCGGAGGCAUUGGCCCAACGUCUGUACACCCCUUUCAACCCCCAUCUACACAUUCCUACAUCCUCCAGAGCACGAUCCUAACCCAACCCAGUCACGACGACAUAACCUACCAAUCAAUCGCGAAAGCCUUCAACCUCAAGCUCCAGCUCCACGAACCAGCCUUUGCCCGCAUGAAGAAACUCUCAAAACCCCACCCCAUGCAACCCAACUUCAACUGGGACACCCCCUCCCCCGGCCUAACCGCCAAGCUCCGCAUGGUCGAGCUCCCCUAUGACCCAACCAUCCCGGCCGCAGACCAAGCCAUCUUCGUCGCAGAAGACAUGUGGGUUCCCAUCGCCGUCGUAAACGGAAACGUCCACAUCCUCCCCGGCGUCCCGCGUCUCUUCGAACGGCUUCUCGUGAACCUGCAACCUAGCAUCAAACCUAGAUUGUCUCAUUUGGAGGGUAAGGCGACUGAGCGGGUGAUGAUUAGCACGCCGUUGCCGGAGAGUGCGGUUGCGCCUUAUUUGACAGAGCUGGCGGCGAAGGUUGAGCCGAGGGGUGUUAAGGUUGGGAGUUAUCCGAGAUGGGGGAAGAAGAGGAAUACGGUUACGUUGGUUGGGGCAGACAAGGAGUACCUCGAGUCGCUUGUUAAAGAGGUUGAGGAGAAUGUACAGGGGAAGAGGGUCUCAAAGGAGGAUGAGCUGGAUCCGAAGGAGGAGGGGGAGACUGUUUAUAGUCAGUAG